This is a messenger RNA of Condylura cristata (star-nosed mole), 1620 nucleotides long. RefSeq names its product solute carrier family 24 (sodium/potassium/calcium exchanger), member 5 (gene SLC24A5). The record is from RefSeq and is a predicted model, not a curated record. Gene Ontology annotation, cellular component: membrane. The coding region runs from base 74 to 1576 and encodes 500 amino acids. Gene Ontology annotation, biological process: melanocyte differentiation; intracellular calcium ion homeostasis; calcium ion transmembrane transport. The transcript is spliced from 9 exons. Gene Ontology annotation, molecular function: calcium, potassium:sodium antiporter activity; calcium channel activity. NCBI's taxonomy places the organism in Eukaryota, Metazoa, Chordata, Mammalia, Eulipotyphla, Talpidae.
CCUCACAUGAUCCAGCUUAAUCCUUCUCCUCUCCUUCUCCAAAGCAGCUGGCUGCAGUAAGAGCACAGCAGCAAUGCAGACACAAAGAGCCCCAGAGUGGACAAGAAGGUUCCUGCUUCUCAGUGUCCUCUGGGCCUCAGCACACCUGCCCCGCCCAGGCGCCUCCCUGCUCCAGCGUCUCCCAAGGGACACAGGAAACAGCACCCAGUGUGUUAUUUCUCCAUCAUCGGAAUUUCCUGAAGGGUUUUUCACGAAACAGGAGCGUGCAGAUGGGGGCAUCAUCAUCUACUUCCUAAUUAUCCUUUAUAUGUUCAUGGCUGUAUCCAUCGUUUGUGACGAAUACUUCUUACCCUCCCUGGAAAUCAUCAGUGAAUCCCUGGGUUUGUCUCAGGAUGUUGCUGGUGCAACUUUUAUGGCAGCCGGUAGUUCAGCUCCUGAAUUAGUUACUGCUUUCCUAGGUGUAUUUAUCACAAAAGGAGAUAUUGGCAUUAGCACCAUUCUUGGAUCUGCAAUUUAUAAUCUCCUUGGCAUCUGUGCAGCCUGUGGUUUGCUAUCUAACAUGGUUUCAACGCUAUCUUGUUGGCCCCUAUUCAGAGACUGUGUGGCUUAUGCAAUUAGUGUAGCGGCAGUUCUUGGUAUAAUAUUCGACAACCAAGUUUACUGGUAUGAAGGAACUUUACUGCUUUUCAUAUAUGGAUUAUAUGUCUUAGUAUUAUGUUUUGACAUUAAAAUUAACCAAUAUAUUAUAAAGAAAUUCAGUGCUUGCUGCACCUGUCUUGCCAAAGCUACAGAAGAGAGAAGAGAACAGUCACUAAUAGGAUGGGAAGAUGAAGGUCAACCAUUCAUCCGUCGGCAAUCGAGAUCUGAUAGUGGAAUAUUUUAUGAAGAUUCUGGCUAUUCCCAGCUUUCUAUAAGUUUACAUGGUCUUGGUCAGGUUUCUGAAGAUCCACCAAGUGUUUUUAAUAUGCCUGAAGCAGACUUAAAAAGAAUAUUUUGGGUAUUAUCCCUUCCUAUUAUUAUAUUACUUUUUCUAACUAUACCAGAUUGUAGAAGGAAGUUUUGGAAAAAUUACUUUGUGAUAACUUUUUUCAUGUCGGCACUAUGGAUAUCUGCAUUUACAUAUAUCCUGAUUUGGAUGGUCACAAUCACAGGGGAAACAUUAAAAAUUCCAGAUACAGUAAUGGGCCUUACUUUACUAGCAGCAGGAACAAGCAUACCAGACACAAUUGCAAGUGUGCUGGUUGCAAGGAAAGGCAAAGGAGAUAUGGCUAUGUCUAACAUUGUGGGAUCUAACGUGUUUGAUAUGCUGUGUCUAGGUGUCCCGUGGUUCAUUAAAACUGCAUUUAUGCAUCCCUCUGCUCCUAUAGAAGUGAAUAGCAGAGGACUAACUUAUAUAACCAUUUCUCUCAACAUUUCAAUUAUUUUUCUUUUUUUAGCUGUUCACUUCAAUGGAUGGAAAUUAGACAAAAAAUUGGGAGCAGUGUGCCUAUUAUUGUAUUUAGGGCUUGCUACAUUAUCAGUUCUUUAUGAACUUGGAAUUAUUGGAAACAAUAAAAUAAGAGGCUGUGGAGAUUAACACUAAGAGUGAGCUGUGUGAAAAUGUAGCUGACUGAGAAGGGA